AUGGCUAGCAGGAGAGAAGAUGAGUAUGGCCAGCCAUCUGAUCAGGUUUCCAAACACAACCCAAAGGAGGAGCUUCUUGUUUGGCCUUGGAUGGCUGUUGUGGAAAACAUUCAACUUAAGUUGAAAGAUGGAAAGUAUGUCGGAGACAGUGGUAAGAAAUUAAAAGAGGAGUGGGUGAGCAAAGGGUAUAGCCCUGCUAAGGUUCACACUUUAUGGACCCACAGCGGUCAAUCAAGUUCUGCAAUAGUACAGUUUAAGAGAGACUGGGACGGCUUUAAGAAUGCCGUGGAAUUCGAAAAAAUGUUUGAAUUGGAAAAUCGGGGGAGGAGAGAUUGGUAUGUUGCGAGAAAUAAAGGUGACAAACUUUAUGCUUGGAUGGCGAAAGAGGAAGAUUACAGUUCGAAAGGUCCUGUUGGUUACUAUCUCCGUAAGCAUGGAGACUUAAGGACUCUUUCAAGUAUUGAAAUGGAAGAGAAAAGGAAAGACGCAAAGCUAGUUUCCAGCUUAACUAAGGAGCUUGAAGUUAAGAAUAGACAAUGUGACGAGAUAAAGCUCAAAAUAAGCGGCACUGAAAGUUCCAUGUGGAACGUGAUCAGGCAGAAAGAAGCGAUGGUUCAGGCUUACUAUGAAGAGAUGGAGAAGUUGCAGAAGAACGCGUCUGAUCAAGUGAAAAUGAUUUUCAUUGAUAACGAAAGGAGAACAAGGCAUUUAGAAGCAAAAAUGAGAAAGCUGGAAAGGGAAUUGGAAGAACGUGAAGUGGUAAAUGAUAGUGAGAAAAGAAAACUUGAGCAGGAGAAGAUGAUGAAUGAGAGGGCAAUUUUGGAGCAGAAGAAAGCUAAUGAAGGUAUCUUGAAGUUGGCUGAGGAUCAAAAGAGGGAAAAGGAGAAACUUCAUGAACGAAUUAUUGAACUGGAAAAGAAACUUGAUGCGAAACAAGCAUUGGAGCUGGAGAUUGAGCGUAUUAGAGGGGCUGUAGAAGUAAUGAAACAUAUGAGUGAGGAAGGUGACGUGGAAGCUAAGAGGAAGAUGGAAUCAAUUGAAAAAGAACUUAGAGAAAAGGAAGAAGAACUUGACGAUUUGGGAGCAGUAACUCAAGCAUUAAUUGUCAAGGAGCGUAAUACUAGCGAGGAGUUGCAGGGAGCUCGCAAAGAGCUAAUUAAUGGUUUUAAGGACAGUCGUGCUACUAUUUGUGUCAAGAGAGUGGGAGAGCUCGACAAGAAGCCAUUUUAUGUUGCAGCAAAGAGAAAGUACAUGGGUGAAGAAGCAAUGGUGAAAGCAACGGAGUGGCUCUCCUUAUGGGAGGAGAACCUAAGGGAUCCAAGCUGGCAUCCUUUUAAGAUCAUCUCAGUGGAAGAAGAUCAAAAGGAAGUGAUUGAUGAGGAGGAUGAGAAACUGAAAAGCUUGAGGGAAGUGCUGGGGGAAGAAGUAUACGAGACCGUGACAACAGCAUUGAGGGAGUUGAAUGCGUACAACCCCAUGGGUCGGUACCCACUGCCAGAGCUAUGGAAUUCAAGGGAAGGAAGGAGGGCAAGUGUGCCGGAGGGAGUUUCUCUUUUACUCAGACAAUUCAGAUUCUACAAACGCAGGAGAAACUGACAACUUGCAUGGUAGUUGGCAGCAGCAGCUCAUGUGAAGUUUUUGAACAUUGAAUGGCUCUGAAUUUGUUUAUAUUCCUUGAGGAGUGGAAACCUUUCUAAUU
This is a messenger RNA of Diospyros lotus (date-plum), 1699 nucleotides long. RefSeq names its product protein INVOLVED IN DE NOVO 2-like. Gene Ontology annotation, biological process: gene silencing by siRNA-directed DNA methylation. NCBI's taxonomy places the organism in Eukaryota, Viridiplantae, Streptophyta, Magnoliopsida, Ericales, Ebenaceae. The coding region runs from base 1 to 1596 and encodes 531 amino acids. The transcript is spliced from 6 exons. The record is from RefSeq and is a predicted model, not a curated record.